AAUAUGGACUUGGCAAGUUGGUGUAAGCCGCGUAUUACUCGGACGACCUCUAUCAUGGCAAUCCCUUUGAUUCCGCUGGUCAUCGCCGCUUUGCUCAGUGGACAUGGACUGCGCUCGAGGUCACUCUCUUUUUCCGGCGCCAUCACAGCUUUCGUGGUUGGCUUCAGCAUGCUUGCAGUGCCUGUGCGGACCAUUGGGGUCACCCUCUUUGCGUUCUACUUAAUCGGGUCCAGAGCCACCAAGUACGGCAAGAAGCGGAAAGCUCAGCUUGAAGAUGACUAUCAAGAGGCUGGCUACCGAUCCGGUGUACAAGUCCUCUGCAACUCAUUCACCGCAUUUCUCGCAAGUGGAUUAUGGUGUCUUGUCUUUGCGCCUGAUACGUUCCCGUGGAGUCUAGUAGUUAACUCAUACACUCACUCAGGACCCCUAUCGGUCGAGAGCGUAGCAUACAACGAUGGUCAAUGGUGUCCAUUGGACUCAACGGUAUCAAGUGGAUUGAGCCGUGCGGUGAUGUUUGUGACGCUCGGUCACUUUGCCUGCUGCCUGGGGGAUACUCUCGCGUCAGAACUCGGUAUUCUCUCUUCCCGCCCGCCGAUCCUUAUCACGACGCUGAAAACUGUUCCACCCGGUACAAACGGUGGUGUCUCACUCGGCGGAACACUUGCUAGCUUAUUUGGUGGUUUGGCCGUGGGUGUAACAAUGUUCAUCUCACUGAUCAUUGAGAAUGCACACUGCAGAGGCAGUUGGAUGACUAUCCUUCCGUCACUCGUAUUCUGGGGUGGUGUAGCAGGUGCUGGCGGGAGCUUGCUGGAUUCGUUCCUCGGAGCGACCCUACAGCGCACACGUUACUCAGUCGAUAAAAAGGUCAUUCUUACUGGCCAUUCUGAGCCCACUGAUCGCGGGCGGAAAGACACUGUCAAAGUUAUCAGCGGACUCAAUUUAUUGACAAACAAUCAGGUCAAUCUGCUGUCGUCGAUAGGGACUGCGCUCGCCGUUGCAAGAUUUUCCACGUAGUAGACUUGAACAUUUUCUCUGCUUCAUCUGUAGACCCUCCCCGAUCGUAGUUGUAUACUCACAACAAUGCUACCAUGGAAUUUUCCUUGACCUCUUGAUGGA
Suillus paluster is the source of this 1116-nucleotide messenger RNA. RefSeq names its product integral membrane protein DUF92-domain-containing protein. Bases 4 to 1014 code for a protein of 336 amino acids. Lineage: Eukaryota; Fungi; Basidiomycota; Agaricomycetes; Boletales; Suillaceae. Gene Ontology annotation, cellular component: membrane. The record is from RefSeq and is a predicted model, not a curated record. The transcript has 5 exons.